GGGUUGCAGAAGGAGCGGAGCGGCUGCUGCUCAAUGGCGGAAAAGCCGCCGGUGCUCUGACCGCCUUGUCCCCCUAGCUGUUGCGGGGGAGUUUCCUGCCGGCGCGGCUGGAGUCUCUGUUUCUCAGGGUUCGGUGGCUGGAAGAUGCUCCAGAGAGACAAGGCUGCGGCGGAGGAGGUGGCGGCGGCCAAAUCGGCAACGGCGCUAGGGUGGAGAGAAGGCGGCGGCGGCGGCGUGCGGGGCCCGACGGUGUAAACAGCCCCGGAGGCGGCGGAGGCGGUGGCCGAGACCCCGAGGGGGAAGCGGCGGCUGAGGCAGGGUCGCGCCUCCGUUGGAAGCCUGGGCUGAGUGCAGCAGGGGUGCUCUGUGGCGGGCGCGAGUGGACGCUCUAGACCUCGCCUCCCUCCCUCGCCCCAGAUUCAUUACUAAACAUGGGUGCAUUUUUGGAUAAACCCAAAACCGAGAAACAUAAUGCUCAUGGUGCUGGGAAUGGUUUACGUUAUGGCCUGAGCAGCAUGCAAGGAUGGAGAGUGGAAAUGGAAGAUGCACACACAGCUGUUGUAGGUAUUCCUCACGGCUUGGAAGACUGGUCAUUUUUUGCAGUUUAUGAUGGUCAUGCUGGAUCCCGAGUAGCAAAUUAUUGCUCAACACAUUUAUUAGAACACAUCACUAAUAAUGAAGACUUCAGGGCAGCUGGAAAAUCAGGAUCUGCUCUUGAGCCUUCAGUGGAAAAUGUCAAGAAUGGUAUCAGAACUGGCUUUUUGAAAAUUGAUGAAUACAUGCGUAACUUUUCAGACCUCAGAAAUGGAAUGGACAGGAGCGGUUCAACUGCAGUGGGAGUUAUGAUUUCACCUAAGCAUGUCUACUUUAUCAACUGUGGUGAUUCACGUGCUGUUCUGUAUAGGAAUGGACAAGUCUGCUUUUCUACCCAGGAUCACAAACCUUGCAAUCCAAGGGAGAAGGAGCGAAUCCAAAAUGCAGGAGGCAGCGUAAUGAUACAACGUGUUAAUGGUUCAUUAGCAGUGUCUCGUGCUCUGGGGGACUAUGAUUACAAGUGUGUUGAUGGCAAGGGCCCAACAGAACAACUUGUUUCUCCAGAGCCUGAGGUUUAUGAAAUUUUAAGAGCAGAAGAGGAUGAAUUUAUCAUCUUGGCUUGUGAUGGGAUCUGGGAUGUUAUGAGUAAUGAGGAGCUCUGUGAAUUUGUUAAAUCUAGGCUUGAGGUAUCUGAUGACCUGGAAAAUGUGUGCAAUUGGGUAGUGGACACUUGUUUACAUAAGGGAAGUCGAGAUAACAUGAGUAUUGUACUAGUUUGCUUUUCAAAUGCCCCUAAGGUCUCAGAUGAAGCAGUGAGAAAAGAUUCAGAGUUGGAUAAGUACUUGGAAUCACGGGUUGAAGAGAUUAUGGAGAAGUCUGGUGAGGAAGGAAUGCCGGAUCUUGCCCACGUCAUGCGCAUCUUGUCUGCAGAAAAUAUCCCAAAUUUGCCUCCUGGGGGAGGACUUGCUAGCAAGCGCAAUGUUAUUGAAGCUGUUUAUAGUAGGCUGAAUCCACAUAGAGAAAGUGAUGGGUUUCCACCUUCAGUUGUAUACAUAGACAAUCUUUUCACAUUCUGACAUUUCCACCAGAUGGCAGUCUUGGGCACGUCCAUUUGUAAACCCGCUGAGAGCUCUGGUGACAAGAAAGGCAGUGGCUGGCAGACCUUCCAAGUCCCUAAAAGUACAAGGACAAAAAGGUUUUUUCGUAACCCUGAAAGACAAAUGAACCCAGCAUUAUGUAAUUAUAGUAUUUAUGCUGCUAUUAACCUUUAAUCUUACAGCCCCUUAGUGGAGGCAGAGAAGCACUGUCACUGUGCCCUUCAAAGUCAUGCUUUUCUUUGUCUAUAUAAUAAACACCUGUGGCUUCUUGGCAGUAAUUUUGGUUUUAUUCCAGGGACUCUCAUGGUUAAAGGCAGGCUUUAAUCUGUCAUUAUUGUUUCCUUUCUCCUGAAAGCACCAUUUAAAUCAGAAGUUACUGGAUUUCUAAAUGUUUGUGUAAGAGCAUCUUGUGACCCUGGUUUUUAAGAUGCCCAGAUCUCUUCUGAAGUGAGCUGUGGUGUUUAUAGUUAAUGUAAAGCGAAGUAGGUUUGUAACUGGCUUGUUCUACAUGAAUACAAAUCUCAAUAACCCUCUUAAAGUAGACACUUUGCUUAAUUUAGAUGACUUCAAAGAUACAUGUUUAGAAAUAUAGAAGGUAGUGAAUUUCUUUAUCAUAGAAGGAAUCUACUCAAGUGUUCUCUCAUAGAUACUUUUCCCAGUGGCCACACAAUAGUACUUUGGGACAAUAUCACAUCACCUGGGUAGCUCCCCUCUUGUACCUUUUAUUAUAAUUCCAUUUGUGAAUUUACUUUUGUAUAAUCAGGAAGCGGUAAAUGGCUGUAACUGUGCACAUUCCUUCUAAGAGAUUAUAUUUCCACUCUGAGAUUGAAAGGUACAAAAAAUAUGGUAAGAAAAAAGGGACACGUGUUUGGUCCUUGAUCAGAAAGGUAUACCAAGGUUAAUUCUUGCUUUUCCAAAGAAAAUUGAUAAAAAUAUUCUAGGAGAUAAUAUAGUAAAAAUUUUGACAGUAAGUGAUUUCCUUUAGAGAAAACCAUGGAAAAGUUUCCUUUCGUUUUUUUGAUCUCUGGAUAAUUCCAUGAUGUAGUUAUGUGGAAUAACGAAUUUCUUUAGUGUGUUGCAUGGAUUUAUUCAUGUUUUGUAUAAUCUCUGAGAAUGAAAGUUGAAAUGGACUUCGGGAAUCUUGGCAAUAUAGUAAUUAUGCCUAGAGCUUGCUUGUAGUGUACUGAGACACCUUUAACUGACAAAAUUGUAAUUGGUUAGAGUUAGGUUCACGCCACACAUUGCUGGAUAGUUAGGGGAAACCUAAAUUGUAUAAGUAAAACCAUAAGUUAAAUGCACCUGGAAGACUGACUAUAUAAAAUUAUCUUUGAAAAGGAAGAAGUUCCUUUCUAAUAACCCAUGUUUGUAUUGGGGGGGUGUGGGUGUGGGUGUGUACACACACAUAUAAAUACAUAUAUAUACAAAUAUAGAUAGAAUUUUUAUAUCUCUAUUUUUAUAUAUAAUUUUUUUAGGGCUUUGGGCUUUUUCAGGGUGGGAUAUGUAUGAAUCUGCCAAAUAAGACAGAAUGAUCCCUAUUAUAGUAUAACAGUGUACUACACUAUACUAGUGAAACGUCUUUCACCAUCAAAAAUUUACACGUCCGUGCUGAUUGCUUUAACGCUAGUGGAAACUACAUUUUCUAGACUGAUUUCACAUCAAAAAGCCACACACACAUUUCAAUUAUAUCUCAGUAAAACUGGGGGCCGGGGGAGCAACACACACACAAAUGUUUGUCCCUUUGAGAGAUAAAAGUGGCCAGUAAAGCAAACUGAAUGGUUUGUAGUUUUUCAUCCUCCAAAGUUUCAACAUAGCCGUAGUUCUAAAGAAUUGUCAGUUGUGUGUUCUUCAAAGAUAGAGUAAUAAAUUGUAUAGCUGAACAGAUCUUUAUACUUUUGGAAUCUCAAAGUUGGAGAAAACCUGAAUACCAGAUGGUCCUUUAGCAGCCUCUAGUCUGACUCUUCGGGGACCAGAAUCUACUUCCACCUUUGGGCAGCUCUGCCAUCCUAGUUGGUUCUCUGUUUCUUCCCUUCAUUUGUCUUAUUAACUCCUGGGGCCAGACAUUUAACUACCGUAUUGUGAUGACUCCCAGUAUCUUCUCCUUCCUAUCCCCAGUCAGUUCACUCAUCAUAUAUCGUGGCUUCAGUUGUCUUUACCAUCCAAGACCCUUUUCUCCAAAUGCUCUGGUUUUCUCUAUCUUUCUUAAAGUAUACGACCCAGAACUGAACAUUUAUAGGUAGCAAAACUGUCAUGUCCCUUGUUCUAGUUAAUAUUCUUCUUCUGUAUAACAUCCAGAUAUUGGACUAGCUUUUCUGACACCCACAUGAUAUUGUUGGAGUCCUUUGAGGUUUUUUCCUGCUGUUAAGCAUUCUUUCCCCAUCCUGCACUUGUGCAGUUGGUGUUUUGUUUAACCUAGUUUGCAGGACCUUCCUUUAUUCUUAUGAAGUUUUCUUGUGUUGGAUUCAUUAACCUAUUGAGAUGUUUUUGGAUUCGUCCAAGAUAGAUUUGCUGUCUUUUUCUUUCUGAUCACUCCAAAGUUUGAUAUGUAAAUCUAUAUUGAAUGAAACAAGUCUGAGGACAACAGCCUGUAGAAGGCCUCAGAAAUUUCUCUUCAGCGUGAUAUGAAUUGACCACUGACCGUAUUAAUCAACACCCUUUAGGUAAGAAUUUCAGCGAUUAACUGGUCCAUCUAUCUGCCCAUUUGUCCCCAGAGUUAUCUGUAAGGAUAUCAUAGGAUCUUACAUUUCUUGCUGAAGUCUUGCAUUUCCCUAAUGUUAGUUGAGUAACUGCCCCAAAAGUUCAUGAAGUUAAGUCAAAUCUGCUGAUUCAGAGUGAACUGUGUUCUUUCCUAAAGGCUUAAAAAACAUUAUCAUUAUAAUAAGGGUCUAUUCUAGGGCCUUUCCUGGGACCAGUAUCAAAUUUUCACCAUCUUCUACCUCUUCCCAAAGUUGGAAUGGCAGUCACCCUUUCUGACGUUGUGGCCAGUGCACUACUCCACACUUCUGUAAUAACUUACAGUGGGCCACCCAGAAAUAUUCUUAGAUUUUCAGUAUAUUUUGUUUUCAGCAUAAAAUAGGAAACGAAGUUCUUAUUGGCCCUAUCACUUCUAUGUAAGUCAACUUAUUUGAAAUUUUCACUUUGACCCUAUUCCUAUAGGUACAUGAAAAUUUCUGGUGUUUAUUUAUGUUUAUGGUGGUUUUUUGCAUCAUUUAUGCAUUUCUGAAAUUCUGAACAUUCUUGCAUUCUUACAUUUCUUCCUGUGCAAACUGUUAGUUUCUUGUUUUUGUUAUUUUUUUUAGGUACAUCUCCCUUUUUUAUUCUGCAUGUAUGUGAUUCUUCAGUAAACAAAUAUUUUAAAAAAUAACCCAAAUGCAUUAAAAAAGUAUUAAAACUACAGCUUGGCUGACAGCCUACGGCCAAGUGCAGCAUGUAGACUGGAAAGAGCAAAACAGUGCCACAUGCAGAAGGAUGCUAUUCACAUCAAAGGCUGUGGGGACUUAUCAUAUCACAAGUUUCCGGCAAGUAGCAGGAAAGUGUUCUUACUAAAAAAAUUAGUAUAGUUAUAUUGCAACAAAUAUCUGACAGGUGGAAGUAAAAUGAUUCCAGAAAGGAGUGCUUUGGGGAGAGUUUUUUAAAUUGCCAAAGAUGCCAAACGGGCUAGUGGCAGCCCUGGAGCCUUGUGUUUGCUCUGAGAAAGGAGACAAUGUAGCUUCUCUCUUUACAUUCUUCCCUAUGUGUAUUAUAUCCUCUUUCCCUUAAAAAAUGGGAGAAGGCGGCACUUGGAGGAGUGUGGCAGGGGAAUUGAGCCGCAUGUCGGCAAUCAUAAAGGACCGGCUUUGAGUUUCUAGUCUGGAGUUCAGACUUCUUGGAAGGGCCUCUCUGUUACACACUCUGGAUGCCCUUUUAUCUCAUUUUCUUGACUUUCUCAGUAACUAGGGCUCCAAGAAUCGCAAGUAAGAAAGAAAGAAUGGAAAGGAAGAGACUGCCCCAGGUGUAGACAGAUUUGUAAAUUUCUGCAGAUAUAUGUAUUAUAUAUAAUGUAUAUAUAGAUAGUAUAUUUUUUGCACAUUUCUGUAUGUAUGCUCUGCUUAAAUAAAAAUUUAUUUUUAAAAAAGAA
Messenger RNA from Equus quagga, 5745 nucleotides. It is a transcript of the gene PPM1B, whose product is annotated as protein phosphatase, Mg2+/Mn2+ dependent 1B. Gene Ontology annotation, molecular function: magnesium ion binding; protein serine/threonine phosphatase activity; manganese ion binding. The coding region runs from base 432 to 1610 and encodes 392 amino acids. Gene Ontology annotation, cellular component: nucleus; cytosol. Gene Ontology annotation, biological process: positive regulation of canonical NF-kappaB signal transduction; negative regulation of canonical NF-kappaB signal transduction; protein dephosphorylation. NCBI's taxonomy places the organism in Eukaryota, Metazoa, Chordata, Mammalia, Perissodactyla, Equidae. The record is from RefSeq and is a predicted model, not a curated record. The transcript is spliced from 7 exons.